UGGGAAGAAAGUUUUAGGACGGAAGGAGUAUAUGUUAAGACAAAUCAAACAAGAUCACACAUGACUAUAUUUAGGCUUACACAUUGAGAGAAUUUGAUGAGUCAAAGUGCUUAGAUGAACAGUUCCAAAAGUCAAAACUGGACAAAUACUCCGGGACGGAAGAAAUAUUAUUUAAUUUAUUUUAUCAAAUCAUUAAUGAAAACAUUGAAAUAAAAAAAAUGAUUUUUGAAUAUCUAAUUCUUAGGAAAUCUUCCACACUCUACUACUCUAUCGCAGCGGAAUUUCCGCCGCGAAACCCCGCGAUUAAAUAUUUUACAUCCGCAGCAAUGCUCUGUCGACGGCGCCGUACAUACUCCCAGUCAGUCCGCCAUGGAAUCCGGCCUCUCGGAGCUUCAAUUCGAUUCUACGCCUCCAUUUCCAGCCUCAAGGUGCCCUGGCGAAGGGAUCGGAACCUAGACCAAGCCAUCGAGAACGACAAGCCAUGGAAGCUCUGCGCGAGGCUCGUCCGGGAGGUUCUCAACGAGCCCGGCCAGGUAAUCUCCCUCCGAUACUUGCAGAACCGCCGCGAGCGGCUCUCUCUCCCGGUAAACGUCCCCACCUUCCUCGCGCGGAAUCCGGGCCUGUUCGACACCUACUCGGGUCGGAUCCGACCCGAUUCCGACCCCGUCCCGUACCUCCGGCCCAGCGUCCCGCUCCGGCGGUUCCUGGAGGAAGAGAGCGAAAUUUACACCCGAAACGAGAGCUUCUUAGUCUCCAAGCUCUGUAAAUUGCUGAUGAUGUCUAGGGAUAGGGUAAUCUCUGCAGAUAAAUUGUUCGAGGCCAAGAGGGAUUUCGGUUUCCCCAACGAUUUCCUAACCAAUUUGGUUCCCAGACACCCCGAGCUUUUCCGGUUGAUCAAACCUCCCGGAUCGGCGAAAUCGUUCUUGCAAUUGGUUUCAUGGAAGGACGAUUUCGCCCGAUCCGUGAUCCAACGGAGAUCCGAGGAGGAAUCGAGGUUAACCGGGAUACGGAUCAUGCCCGCAUUCAACUGGACCCUUCCCCCUGGCUUCUUCAUCAAGAAGGAGAUGAGGGAAUGGGUGAGAGAUUGGAUGGAACUCCCCUACAUCUCCCCCUACGCGGACUCGUCCCACUUGGGACCAUCCUCUAGGGAAAUGGAGAAGAGAACGGUCGCGGUUUUCCACGAGCUGCUCUCUCUCUCCAUUCUCAAGAGGGUACCGGUUCCGGUUCUGGGCAAGUUUGGGGAGGAGUACAGGUUUUCGAAUGCCUUCCCGAACUUGUUCACUAGGCACCCGGGGGUGUUCUAUGUUUCGUUGAAGGGUGGGAUAAAGACCGCGGUGCUUAGGGAAGCUUAUGAGGGCGAUCGACUCGUUGACCGGGACCCGAUUCUUGAGAUCAAAGAUAGAUUUGUGGAGUUGCUCGAUGAGGGACGUAGGUGGGAGUCCGAGAAGAAGUUACAAAAAAGGACAAUUGAGGAGGAUAUGAAGUUCGUCGCAACAACGAGAGCGAUGAUAGAGGAUCAAUCAUAGUACCCAAUUGGCAACAACUUUAGCGUUUAACAUUUUGAAAAAGCUAUCUAACAAACAAUGUUUAUCUAAUGGAGGAUCAAUCAUAGUCCGUAGGCACGGCUCGCACGAGCAAGUGAUGUGACAAAUGGCAAAAAGGGGGUGUGGAAUGUACAGGUUAAAGCAUUGUUGUGAGAACUUACGAGGAGUAAGGAAGAGCGAGUAGCCUUCCUUAGACAUGUUAGAUUUUGAAUGAAUGUAGACUUAAGUAUGUCUACAUUCAUUCAAAAUUUAAUGUAUCUAAUAAACCUUGAUAGACAGUUAUUGUAGAAUGGAG
Messenger RNA from Cuscuta campestris, 1839 nucleotides. Lineage: Eukaryota; Viridiplantae; Streptophyta; Magnoliopsida; Solanales; Convolvulaceae. The record is from the annotation of a GenBank genome assembly.